This is a messenger RNA of Alligator sinensis (Chinese alligator), 954 nucleotides long. Its product is annotated as C-C chemokine receptor type 8. Lineage: Eukaryota; Metazoa; Chordata; Crocodylia; Alligatoridae. Gene Ontology annotation, cellular component: membrane. Gene Ontology annotation, biological process: G protein-coupled receptor signaling pathway; immune response; chemotaxis. Gene Ontology annotation, molecular function: chemokine receptor activity. The record is from RefSeq and is a predicted model, not a curated record.
AUGAAUUAUUCAAAUCCAACAUCUUCUCUGAAUACAUCUGAUUAUUAUGAUGACUAUUAUUAUCCUCACAAUGCCUCCACCUGCAUCAUGGGCAAAAUUAAGACAGUUACAUCUGUAGUUGUCAAGCCUUUACAUUACAGCCUAUUAUUUGUGUUGGGCUUGAUGGGAAACAGCUUGGUCAUUUGGGUCCUAGUAGCUUGCAAGAAACUGACUGACAUAACUGAUGUGUAUUUGCUGAACCUCACCAUCUCUGACCUACUGUUUGUUUUCCCCCUGUCCUUUCUGGCUCACUAUGCUUCAGGGGAAUGUAUUUUUGGAAAUACAAUGUAUAAACUAGUAUGUGGUAGUUACUAUAUUGGUUACCAUGGCAGCAUAUUCUUCAUAACCCUUAUGACCAUUGACAGGUACUUGGCCAUUGUCCAUGCAGUACAUGCUCCCCAAGUUCGAACAAUCUCAUGUGGAAUACUUAUAAGCCUGGCAAUUUGGUCAUUGGCCAUUUUAAUUUCCAUGCCAAACCCUAUAUUCAUCAAGGAGGUCACUGAUAAAAAUGCUACAAAGUGUAUGCCUUAUUACAUCGAUAAUGAUCAACCCUGGAAGCUUUUCACUAAGCUUCAAGUCAGUAUUAUGGGCCUCUUGAUCCCUCUUGGCAUUCUCAUUUUCUGCUACACCCACAUCUUUAAAAACCUGAAGAAAAGCCAGAUCCACAACAGGUGUAAACCAAUUAAGCUGUUUUUUGUCAUUGUCAUUGUGUUUUUCCUAUUCUGGAUGCCCUACAAUAUUGUGCUUUUCCUGGACACUCUGCGAAGCCUGCACAUUAUCGAUGACUGUGAGACAAGCAAAAAGAUAGAUGUUGCUCGAGAAGUGACUGAAGCUUUCUCCUUCAUCCACUGCUGCCUCUCAGCAAUAAUAUAUAGCUAUAUCAACUUUAUUACUUUAGAUGUCUUUAAUGCAUGA